This is a messenger RNA of Neolamprologus brichardi, 6648 nucleotides long. RefSeq names its product thyrotropin-releasing hormone-degrading ectoenzyme-like. The record is from RefSeq and is a predicted model, not a curated record. Gene Ontology annotation, cellular component: cytoplasm; membrane. NCBI's taxonomy places the organism in Eukaryota, Metazoa, Chordata, Actinopteri, Cichliformes, Cichlidae. Gene Ontology annotation, biological process: proteolysis; peptide catabolic process. Gene Ontology annotation, molecular function: peptide binding; zinc ion binding; metalloaminopeptidase activity.
UCGUGCUCAAGUGGAAACGCACACCGCAAACGUACUCACUGCUGAACGGGCGGCACGAGACUCUUCCUCACCUCCAUCACCAAGCGUCACUUUCUUCAGUGCACGGAGGGAUGCUAAACAGGAAGGCUUCAUCACCGCCGCCACCACCAUCAUCAUCACCGUCAUCCUCAUUUGCGGGAGAGAGAGAGAGGAGCAGCGGUUCUCCGUGGGCUGAAAAAGUUGAGGAAGAUAGGGUUUAUUAAAGGAGCACCGGAGGGGCUCGUGCCCGGCGUUAACGCGGGAUAAUCCACCCGGCACGGUCCGAUCCUACUUUGGAGUGUGCAGGACCUGGUGCUGAGUGGGAUUUGUUAACGGUGCUUUCCAGGAUCGUUCCGUUGACCAUCCCCGGUGCUGACUCUGACCUCCGGUGUGUUUGUUUUUUUAGUCCAUUUUUUUUCUUCUUUAAACGAUCGGCCCGUUAUUAUUAUUAGUGUUAUUAUUAACAGGUCGGUGUUUAAUCCCAUCGGUGUGAGCUGGAUCUGGUCUCUGGCGGUUUAACGGGAUCCCCACAUGUGCCACCGGAUCAAUAACAGCUUCCUGGCGUUUAUCUGUGAACUCCCGUCAUGUCCCUGAUGGAUUUCUUCCACACCACACGCACUUAAUGGAUUUCUAACGGUAGUGUAACGAAUCCCGGGACCGUCCCGGGUGGACUUGAGGGUUAGUUUAUUGACCGACGGUAACCUCAGCCCCCUCCCCGGGAGCAGAAACAGCCCGCAGGUAUAAAGCAGGUGUUCACAUCUGGGUUACCGAGGAAAACGGGACGUGUAGCAGAGAAAGCGCGGUCCUUCUCGAGACUGAAGUGAGUCUGACUAAUAGCGGAUCACCCCCGGAGAGGUACCUUUCCACCCCGGGGACCGACUGCUGUUUAAAACGGAAACGGAGAUCAUCGCUUCCUAGCGGGGGCGAGAGAAGUUACCGGAGAACCAGAGGAGUUUUUCUUCUUAUAAUAUUUACCGAUGAACCUGUAAUGUUUGGACAGCCUUCAUGAUCAAUAUCUGAGUGAUUUCACUGAAGGAACUGAUUGAUUGAUGGUGGAUUUUAAAAAGGGGGUUUUCAGCUCUUUCUGUGGAUUUCUGUCCCCACCGAGCGGUAUCCAUGUAAUCAAUACAAUCCUGGGUUAUCAAUCAGUUUUAAUCCAGCUUUACCCGUCAGGCUCAUGAGCUGGAAAGCUGGGAUCGUUUAGACCUCGUGGAGUAGCCGAGUGAAUUAUCUCCUCCACGGUGAAAUAAACCCACAUGCUGGCCGUAAAUUAUCCACUUAACCCCCCUCAGGAGAGGAAAAGGAGAGAGAGAGAAAGCGCUAUAGACACAGACCGCAGCGAGAGAGUUAUUACCGUUUUUAAACUACACCUUUAUCAGCAGCAAAGCUACUUUUAAUUUGAAAUCCAUCAGAGAAAAGGGGUCAAACGGAGGCACUUCCUCAAUUUUUGACAGCAACUUUAAGUUUGUGUGACAGAGAAGUCACUACAAAACUGUACUUUAAAAACAAGAUUACUGAAGUAUUCUGCUUUGGGACAAAGCCCUAAGAAAACUGAGUUAUUACAAAUUAAUCUCGAGAUUGUAAUAAAAAAAAAAAAAACAAAGACAAAAAACUGAAUUUCUUGACAAAGAUCCGAAUUCAAAACUUUAUUUUACUCAAAAUAAGAUCUGAACAUAUGCUGGUGUGACUUUGAUUUGAUUAAGUCUUCAUUUGAUUCCAAACCUGAAAUGCAAUCAUAAUAAUCUUCAAGAGACUUGUAACACAUCUUAAUGUCUUGUAAGUUAUUAUAAUCUUCGACUGUAACAUUAUGACAAUCCCAUAAUAGUCCGAAAGGGAUUUAUUUAUGGUUUAUUGCGGAUGUGUAAGAGCUUUAACUCAGAGCAAAUUAACUUUACUCGUACCUUGGGAAAACUACCUGCCGCUUUAACCCCCUUGUGUUCGUUCAGACUUUGGUUGAAGGUCUUUGACUUGGUAACGUGACCCUUUUUAAAGUUCAAACUGAUGAUUUCCAUCAUCCAUAACUGACUUGAAUUUACAAUCUGAGAGGAAAUCCAGAUAAGGUUGCUUUUACAGCAUAAGGCUUUAUUCACAGUUUUAUACCUUGUGGUGGUUAAGUGUUUAGCUUACCCAGCUGAUUUCCAGUCUAUGGAUGAUACGCUCACUGUAUAGCCACAUCCUCAACGGCAUACCUCCUCCGCUCCGUCCCUCUCCUCCUUCUCCUUCUCAGGCUUCACUGCUCUUGAAAUCGAGCCAUGCAGCAUUGAUUUUUUUGUUUCUGUUCACCACAAAACCAAAGCGCACAUGACCAUCUCAUUUUUUCUGUUUUUUCAGUUUGGUUGCCUGAAAUGUAAGACGUGCAGCAGUGCUGAUUUUUCACAUCUAGGCAGAACUCAAGGACGUUCAUAACAGUCCAUCAGCAGCAAGGUCAGAGUUCAGUUUUUCAGAUAUAUACCUGCUGGAGUUUUAUCAGCACAGACUGAUAGGCUGACAGGCUGAAUCAAGACUGGAAUCUUUUGGACGAUUAAAACACAUUCAAUCACAUCAAGUUUACUGUAAACAAGCUGGAAUCUGACCUGUGCAUAAAUGAAUAUUUUUUUGAAUCAGAAUCUGUUUCUGCUGCUGAACUUUGAGAUUAUUUCUUUGCUGUUCUAGUGAAAUUUUAAGAUAAAUGGGACUAAACGACAGCAGCCCGGGAGCCAUGCGGAACGGCCGUGGCCUCUCGGAUCAGUGGGCAGAAUCAGUGGUGGUCCGGCCUCGAACCACUGAGCGCCACAUAACGGUGCACAAGCGACUGGUGCUGGGCUUUGCCCUCUCCAUACUCACCCUCAUUAUCGUAACAGCAGUAGCCGUUGUGCUCAACAUCAAAUUUAAGGACUGUGGUGCACAAGAUCGCGAUGAAACAACUGGAGAGCCGAGUUCCCGAGGCCCCGGUGGGUCUGCAAAGUUGAAUGGAGGCAGAGGGGAAAGGACGGGGGAGAAAGGGGACGAAGAGGUGGUCCAGCCAUGGAGAAACUCACGAUUACCAGGCUCGGUGAGGCCUCGGCACUACGACCUGCGGCUUGCCGUCUACAUGGAUAACUUCACCUUCUCUGGAGAAGUCAGCAUUGAGCUGGAGUGCAUCAAUGCCACCCGUUUUAUUGUGCUGCACGCUGAUCGCUUAGAGGUGGACCGGGUGACAGUUACUGCUGAGGGCGGUGUUGGAGGUCGUCCUUCCAACAGGCCCGGGGGCGGAGUCAUGCGUAUCCACCGACACUUCCCCUUCCCAGCCAAUCAGAUGUACGUGGUGGCGCUGCACCGCGAGAUGAAGCCGAUGAGGGUUUACCGGCUAAACGUGAGCUUUGAUGCUGCCAUCGAGGACGAGCUGCUGGGCUUCUUCAGGAGCUCAUACACAAUGCAGAGAGAGAGACGCUACUUGGCAGUAACUCAGUUCAGUCCUAUCCAUGCCCGGAAGGCCUUCCCCUGCUUUGAUGAACCUGUCUACAAGGCCACAUUCUCCCUCACCCUCCGCCAUGACCCACAGUACACCUCGCUGUCCAACAUGCCGGUGGAGAGCAGCUUGCUGUCGGAUGAGGACGGCUGGUUGACCAAUCACUUUGCCCGGACUCCUCGCAUGUCCACAUACUACUUGGCCUGGGCUGUUUGCAACUUCACCUACAGAGAGACGCAGACGGACAGCGGCGUGACGAUCCGUCUCUAUGCCAGGCCAGAUGCCAUUUUGAGCGGAGCAGGGGACUACGCCCUCCACAUUACUAAGAGGCUACUCGGAUUUUAUCAGGACUACUUCAAAGUGCAGUACUCUCUGCCUAAACUAGACUUGUUGGCUGUGCCCAAACACCCCUACGCCGCCAUGGAGAACUGGGGCCUGAGCGUCUUCGUGGAGCAGAAGAUCCUGUUGGACGCAGACGUGUCAUCCUCAUCCUAUCAGAUGGAACUCACCAUGGUGGUAGUCCACGAGAUUUGUCACCAGUGGUUCGGUGAUCUGGUGACUCCAGUGUGGUGGGAGGAUGUUUGGCUAAAGGAAGGUUUUGCUCAUUUCUUCGAGUACAUCGGCACUGACUUUCUCUUCCCAAAGUGGAAUAUGGAGAAGCAGCGCUUCUUGACUGAUGUCCUUCAUGAGGUGAUGCUGCUGGAUGGCCUGAGUUCCUCCCAUCCAAUCUCCCAGGAAGUGGAACAAGCGACAGACAUUGACCGCGUCUUUGACUGGAUUGCCUACAAAAAAGGGGCAGCACUGAUCCGGAUGCUUGCUAACGUGAUGGGGCAGCCGCUGUUCCAGAAAGGACUCAAUGAUUAUCUGCUGAGUCACAUGUACAGCAACGCUGCCAGAGACGACCUGUGGAGGAAACUGUCUCAGGCCAUGCGCUCAGAGGGCCGAGAUAUUGACAUCGGGGAGAUGAUGGACAGGUGGACUCUACAAAUGGGCUACCCUGUUGUCACCAUCAGCAAGAACCAAUCAGAGCAGCUCCCUACAUAUUACAUCACAGUCAGCCAGGAGCACUUCCUGUAUGGAGAGGAAGUCAGAAAAAACAACAGUUUACAGUGGCAGGUCCCUCUCACAGUUGCCGUGGGAAACACAUCCGCCGUUUGUUCAGAGUCUCUCAUCUGGAUCAACAACAAGACAGAAACCCACAGGAUUGGUCAGAUGGAUGACAGCACAUGGUUGGUAGGCAACAUCAAUCAGACGGGCUACUUCCGCGUGAACUAUGACCUCCAAAACUGGAAACUGCUGAUUCAGCAGCUGCACACCAACCCCCAAAUCAUCUCCGUUGGAAACAGGGCAGGACUUAUCGAUGAUGCUUUUAACCUGGCCAGGGCGGGGUACCUUCCACAGGGUGUUCCUUUGCAGCUGAUUGGCUAUCUGCCAGAGGAGAUGUCCUUCCUUCCAUGGCACGCUGCCAGCCGAGCGCUCUACCAGCUGGACAAACUGCUGGACCGCACAGACGAAUACAGGCUGUUCAGUGACUACGUGCUGAAGCAGGUUGCAUCGCGGUACCAUCAGAUGGGUUGGCCAACGAAUGGCCCCGGCACAGAGGGCAACGUCCUGCAAGCAUCCUACCAGACUGAGGAGUUGCAGAGAGAGCUUAUCAUGUUAGCUUGUAGCUUUGGAAACAAACAGUGUCACCGUCAAGCCGUUGCCUACAUCUCUGACUGGAUCUCCAGCAACAAAAACAGGAUUCCUCCUAACAUCCGAGACAUAGUUUACUGCACCGGAGUCAGCCUGAUGGACGAGGAUGUGUGGGAGUUCAUCUGGAUGAAGUUUCACUCUUCCAACGCAGUUUCAGAGAAGAAGAUCCUGCUGGAGGCUCUGACCUGCUCAGACAACACUUUCCUCCUCAACAGGCUGUUGAACCUGUCUCUGACCUCGGACCUGGUCCCAGAGCAGGAUGUGAUUGAUGUCAUCAUCCACGUGGGUCGAAACCCUCAGGGUCGGAACCUGGCCUGGAGGUACUUCAGAGAGAAGUGGGACAUCCUGAACGCGCGAUAUGGUGAAGCUUUGUUCAUGAAUUCAAAACUCAUCAGUGGAGUCACAGAGUUCCUCAACACUGAGCGAGAACUCAAUGAGUUAAAGGAGUUCAUCCUGUCCAGUGGUGUGGGGGCGGGGCCUGCGUUGCCACGAGCGCUGGAAAUUGUCGAGGGCAAUGUGCGCUGGCACCGCCUACACCGGCGGCAGUUCUACCAGUGGCUACGCAAACCUCCGAGUACCACCUUCGGUUAACACCAUGCCAGCCAGCUAAAGUGAAGUGACUGCAAACUGACUGCUAUGCUAACGCCCUGCUAGCUACCAGAUGCAGUCAGACAGAAAAAAAGAUGGACUGAAAGAUCAAGAACACUGGGUUGACUGGUUUUGAUUUUUUAAAAGAACCUUGAUUUCAAUCUUUUUAGCUCUACUGGAUUGCUUUCUUCCACUUGUGGCUGAUGUGGUUAAAUUGGUUUCUGUGCUAUGUUUAGACUGCUUUAAGGGCAGUCACUGAGACAAGAACCAGCUCUCAGAUUAAAAACAGCAUACAACAAAGUGAAAUGACUAAGAUUUUUAUAAACAACAAAAAAACAAAGUUGUAUUUCAGCUAGAGUUCAUUAGACACAGCCCAUGGAGGACUACUUACUGUGGUAUUAGCAGUCACGGGUGGUUCUUUCUGAGGUUGACAACGCGUUUAGAUAUAAAUGGUUUAGUGAGUUUUCCCUUUAAAACAUCUAAUAUGACACUAAUGUUUGAUACUAGCUUUUCUUUUGAUCAAAAAAUGGGAACACAACCAGUAUCGAAAAGUCAAAAAGUUUAUUCUGUUCAUUUGGACAUAGCAUUUUCAGUGGGAGAAACAUUUUGUCGCUCAACCAAGUGGCUUCUUCAGUCUCAGCUGCUCAAACCAGCGUUCCUCCCUGUCCAGGAUGUGUACAUCCUCAUCACUGAAAGAGUGUUUACUAGCCUGUAGGCAUAGAUAGACUGCGGAGUCUGGGACUGGCAAGUUAGCUCUUCUGUGUUGUGCCAUCCACUUUGCCAGAGGUUUUUUGGUUUCCCUGAUGUAUAAAUCAUGGCAGUCCUCCUGGCUCUUAAUAGCAUACACUAUAUUACUCUGUUUGUGUCGGGGGACUCGAUCCUUGGGGUGGACCAUUUUUUGGUAGCUCAGUGUGUUUUGG